Xyrauchen texanus (razorback sucker) is the source of this 3737-nucleotide messenger RNA. Its product is annotated as DNA topoisomerase 1-like. The transcript is spliced from 21 exons. Gene Ontology annotation, molecular function: DNA binding; DNA topoisomerase type I (single strand cut, ATP-independent) activity. Lineage: Eukaryota; Metazoa; Chordata; Actinopteri; Cypriniformes; Catostomidae. Bases 114 to 2384 code for a protein of 756 amino acids. Gene Ontology annotation, biological process: DNA topological change; DNA replication; chromosome segregation. Gene Ontology annotation, cellular component: chromosome; nucleolus. The record is from RefSeq and is a predicted model, not a curated record.
CGGGCUUGGUCUGUUACACAACUGUUUUGUCUUCAUUCUGCCCACAGCUCAUCGCCGGCAUUUUACUUUAACAGGCUCUUAACUGUGUUAAAUACAAAAUAAGACUCAUAGAAAUGAGUGGGGGGCAUUCACACAACGAGUCCCAGAUCGACUCGGGAUCCAGAUAUAAUGAUUCUCACAAACAUAAAGAUAAAUACAAGGACAAAGAGCACAAACAUAAGGACCACAAAAAAGACAAAGAACGUGAGAAAUCAAAGCACAGCAACAGUAACCACAGGGAUUUCUCUGAGAAGAAGCACAGAGAUAAAGAUAAAGAGAGACUCAAGCUCAAAGAAGGAUCCUCAGACAAGCAGAAGGACAAAAACAAAGAGAAGAAGGAGGAAAGGUAUUUAGAUGGCAAGCCCAAAAAAGAAAAAGAGAAUGGAUUUGCAAGCCCUCACAUUAAAUCUGAACCUGACAAUGAUGACUUCUACCACUCUCCCAAACACGAAAAGUCCUUGAAGAGAGAGCGUGAUGAUGACGAUGCCGAGUUCAAGCCCAAAAAAAUUAAAAUUGAGAAUGACAAAAUCGAAAAGAAGGCAAAGAAAAGGAAACCGGAAGAAGAGGACAUAAAGCCCAAAAAGAAAACAAAAGACAAGAAAGGAGUUACUACAGAUGGCAAAAAGAAAGCAAAGAAGGAGCCAGAAGAGAAGUGGAAAUGGUGGGAGGAGGAAAGGUACACAGAUGGUUCGAAAUGGAGGUUUCUUGAACACAAAGGGCCUGUCUUUGCUCCACCAUAUGAGCCUCUUCCCAGCAAAGUCAAAUUCUAUUAUGACGGAAAGCCCAUGAAACUCAGUCCUGAUGCAGAAGAGGUGGCAACGUUUUUCUCAAAAAUGAUAGACCAUGAGUACACCACUAAAGACAUAUUUCGGGAAAACUUCUUUAAAGAUUGGAGAAAGGAAAUGAAAUCUGAAGAGAAGUCCAUAAUCAGAGACCUGAAUAAGUGUGACUUUACUGAAAUGAGUGAAUAUUUCAAAGCUCAAUCUGAAGCCAGGAAGGCUAUGACUAAAGAAGAGAAACUGAAAAUAAAAGCGGAAAAUGAGCGCCUUCUUCAGGAGUAUGGCUUCUGUGUCAUGGACAAUCACAAAGAGCGUAUCGCCAACUUCCGUAUUGAGCCUCCAGGCUUGUUCCGUGGGAGAGGUGACCAUCCCAAAAUGGGCAUGUUGAAGCGUCGUAUCAGACCCGAGGACAUUAUCAUUAACUGCAGCAAGGACUCCAAACAUCCUAAACCACCUCCUGGGACAAAGUGGAAGGAGGUGCGCCAUGAUAACAAAGUGACGUGGCUGGUGUCCUGGACUGAGAAUAUCCAAGGCUCUAUCAAAUACAUCAUGCUGAACCCCAGCUCAAGGAUCAAGGGUGAGAAGGAUUGGCAGAAGUAUGAGACAGCCCGUCGGUUGAAGAAGUGUGUGGAUCGGAUCCGUGCGCAGUACAGAGAGGACUGGAAAUCAAAAGAGAUGAGGAUUCGUCAGCGAGCUGUAGCUCUUUACUUCAUUGACAAGCUGGCUCUGAGAGCAGGUAAUGAAAAAGAGGAAGGAGAGACUGCUGACACAGUGGGCUGCUGCUCACUUAGAGUGGAACAUCUAAGUCUCCAUCAGGAGAUGGAUGGCCAGGAGUUUGUGGUGGAGUUUGACUUUCUUGGUAAAGACUCCAUUCGAUACUACAACAAAGUCCCUGUAGAGAAGAGGGUAUUCAAGAAUCUCCAGCUCUUCAUGGAGGACAAGGAGGCAGAGGAUGACCUCUUCGACCGCCUCAAUACUUCCAUUUUGAACAAGCAUCUUCAAGAGUUGAUGGACGGCCUUACGGCUAAAGUGUUCCGUACUUACAACGCCUCCAUCACACUACAGCAGCAGCUGAGUGAACUCACAAACUCUGAAGACAAUGUUCCUGCAAAGAUCCUGUCUUACAAUCGGGCUAAUCGAGCAGUAGCUAUCCUGUGUAACCACCAGAGGGCACCUCCCAAGACAUUUGAGAAAUCAAUGCAAAAUCUUCAAGCAAAGAUUGACACAAAGAAGGAUCAGCUUUCUGAUGCUAAAAGGGAGCUGAAAAGUGCCAAGGCGGAUGCCAAAGUACGCAGAGAUGAGAAAUCCAAGAAGGCUGUGGAGACAAAGAAGAAAGCUGUGCAGAGGGCAGAGGAACAGCUGAUGAAGUUGGAGGUACAGGCCACAGACCGGGAGGAGAACAAGCAAAUUGCACUGGGUACCUCCAAACUCAACUACCUGGACCCACGUAUCUCAGUAGCCUGGUGCAAGAAGUUUGAAAUCCCAAUAGAGAAGAUCUACAACAAAACUCAGCGUGAGAAAUUUGCUUGGGCUAUUGACAUGGCUGAAAAAGACUUUGAAUUUUAAAUCAUUCUUGCAAUUUUAUUUCUCCCUCCACCCUAUCCUUUUGUUUUUAAUAGAUACUUUUAGUCUAAGGUAUUUCCAGCAGGUGGUGAACCUGACAAGGGAAUAGAUGUGAAGCAAGCAUAAGUGUUGAAAGGAGAGCUUGAAUGUCAUGAUUUGGGUGACUGAUUUUAGGCCGUGACCAGUAAUCUUGUAGGUUUUGUUGGAUCAAAGUUUUUAAGUUUGAAAUAUGAAGGGCCUUUACACAAGGUUACGUGGUUUUAAGCCAGGAACUGGAGAAUCAGUGGCCUGACCUUUUUAAAACACUUUUACUGUCUUACUAGCCCCCAUAACCCUACCAACCCCCCCCCCCUCUCUGGACAGACGGCCCGAAGAUAUCUGAACUAUGAACUAUGUGGUCCUAUAGCUACUGUAUUCAACUACAAAUUGCUUUGUGGAUCCUUUUAAUUUUAGUUUUGCUGUAUUUUUAGCCCUUCUGUAUUAAUAAUGAAUUCUAUAUUUUAAUAGAAGAUUUAAAAAAAAAAAAAUCAAAAGACUUGCUUAAGUGCACUUACACGCCUUUUUUAGGAUAUGAAAUGUGUACACCUGGUGUGAUUAUUUUAUGGGAAAUAUGACCAUUAUAAAGCUGUGUGUUUGAGUGAGUGUUACAUGAACUGUUCACUUUUAAACUGGAGUAAAACUCUGUAAACUAUAUACAAACCAGAAAGUAGGAUGCUUGGCGAGCUACAGGGGACUACAGCUUCAAACGUGACUGUAUUUCCUUAAACAGGCAGAAUGUGAAUCUGUUUUUAUUUUCUUUUUUUUUCUUUUUUACUGCAUAUAUAUAUAUAUAUAUAUAUAUAUAUAUAUAUAUAUCAGGGUCUUGUUUCAAAUGUAAAUGUGAACCAAUAUUUUUCCCUCUGUCUCCAGUAUCCUACAGAUUGUGUCUACAAAGCUUCAUCUUGGUUUAACUUAAUGUGUAAUAACUGUUUCCAUAAGAAAAAUAAAGGAGAAAAAAAAACAGUAUCUGUUACUUGAAGAUAUCAUUUUUAGGAUGUAUUUUUUUCAGGGUAUGUGAAAGUGUUUUGUUUUUUUUCCCCUUGAGGGUAUGUGAGGGAAAUCGUCUUUGCCAAAAACAAUUCUGUGUUAUGAUUUCAAGCUAUUAUUAUUUUGUAAUUUUCAAGAUUUUAAGUAUAGAAUUUAUUUUAACAUGGACUUUGCCAUGGAAUCGCUCUUCUGUUUCACCACUCCAUUCUGGAAAGAAAUGUUGAUGGUGGCAGCCAUGUAACCUGUCCCAACUUACAAUGCUCAUGCCAUAACCUCUGAUCAUGUGUUUUUCUUUCUUUUGCUCAAUUGUAGGUUAUUUAAAAAUAAAAC